Talpa occidentalis (Iberian mole) is the source of this 2129-nucleotide messenger RNA. It is a transcript of the gene HDDC2, whose product is annotated as HD domain containing 2. Gene Ontology annotation, molecular function: 5'-deoxynucleotidase activity. Gene Ontology annotation, cellular component: cytoplasm. The coding region runs from base 1 to 1344 and encodes 447 amino acids. The transcript has 10 exons. The record is from RefSeq and is a predicted model, not a curated record. Lineage: Eukaryota; Metazoa; Chordata; Mammalia; Eulipotyphla; Talpidae.
AUGACGACUGCUGGGUUCCCCCAAACGACCAGGGGCCCUCCCCAGCCCAUUGCCCAGACACCCUGGGAUGACAGCCUGGAUGACAGCCUGGAGACCUCCAUUCCUCCCACCGAUGUGCCGCACCAAAUUGAGCAAUGGAAACAUCUAAAUUUAGAUGCAGCUCCUAAUAACAGAAAGAAGGAAACUGAAGAUUAUGUAGCAGAUGACGACUUUGUAAGCCGCGGGGAAGUAAUUGCCAAAGGAAUCUCUGAUUUAUUCCUCAUCUACGGAGGAGAUGCUGAUUUCCUAAAAGCAAAGAUUUUGGUGCAGACUGGCAUUGUGCUCCGUUCCUGGCCCCUCCCGCAAUCCCUGCCAGGCGUUCGACGGUUUGUCUCACAGACGAGUCAUGAGUGCCCAGGGACACCAAGCACUGUGUCUGCGGGGCUGGUGCACUGCCCAAGGGGCAGCGCGCAGGCCAAACGCCAGCAAGGUGGACUCGAGAGAACGCGGGUCUGUGAAAACCCUCAGCCCGGCGGGAAAGCGCAGGAAGAGGAGGAGUCAGGAGGGCGAGGUGGGGCGCAGGCGGGGGGCGGGGAGGGGGAGGAGUUCCGGGCGCGGCCGCGAGGCCUGCUCGGGCCUGACAGGAGGGUGCCCCAUGGCUUCCCACUCCGCCGGGGCGGCGCGGCCCGCAGCCUGCUGCAGCUCCUGCGGCUGGUGGGGCAGCUGAAGAGAGUCCCACGUACUGGCUGGGUAUACAGAAAUGUUGAAAAUCCAGAGAGUGUGUCAGAUCACAUGUACAGGAUGGCAAUUAUGGCUCUGGUGAUCAAAGAUGACCAUCUUAACAAAGACCGAUGUGUACGCCUAGCCCUGGUUCACGAUAUGGCAGAAUGCAUCGUUGGGGACAUAGCACCAGCAGAUAACAUCCCCAAAGAAGAAAAACAUAGGCGAGAAGAGGAAGCGAUGAAACAGCUAACCCAACUUCUACCAGAGGAUCUCAGAAAGGAGCUCUAUGGACUUUGGGAGGAGUAUGAGACCCAGUCUACUGCAGAAGCCAAAUUUGUGAAGCAACUGGACCAAUGUGAGAUGAUUCUUCAGGCAUCUGAAUAUGAAGACCUUGAGAACAAGCCUGGGAGGUUGCAGGACUUCUUUGAUUCCACAACAGCACAUCAUAGCAAAGCUCCGGAGCCAAACAGCUUCAAAAAGAAUCCUGGUUCUACCACGCAAUCUGUGGAUCCUCCAGUAAAGUGCUCAAUCAUGCUUAACCAAGGAAAAUUCAGUCAUCCUGAGAUAGUCCAGCUUGUGUCAGAACUUGAGGCAGAAAGAAAUGAUAAUAUAGCUGCUGCUGCUAGUAAGCCAUGCCCCUGAGCUGCUCUCGACGUUGCUGCACUUCUGUAACAGACCUCAUUUUUCUGUUUCUUCGUGUUGUGUUUGCCACCACUGGGCUGUUGAUUUUCCCCCAUGUGUCUAUAUUUCCAAUGGCCGGACUCCAGCAAGAAACGUGAUACAAUUUGGACACUAAAAGAAACUACAGAACAGGAUGUGCUGUGAAAAUGCCUUGGGGGUGAGGGGGGUGGGUAGUGCUGCACUUUUAUGAACUAAAUAAAUUUUAAAAACCUAAAAUUUUGCAAUGCUUUUUGGAAAUUUUGAAUCAUUUUAUACUGACUUAGUAAACAUACAUCCCUGAAGGCCAGAUUCACUGAAUGAUAGAAAGUUUAAUUAUGUUUGCUUUUAAGAACAGAAUCUUCAUCUGACUUAGUGAAAAGAAUCCAGGGGGGAUAAGUGUAUGUAGGGUAAGGUAAAAAGCAUCUGGCAUUUCUGCCCUCCCGCCAUUAGCCAUUAGGAUAGAUGACGGAACCCUGUGGUCCCGAAUGCAUGCCUGAUGGCGGGCACCUGGAAUAGGGUGUGGGCAUAUGUAGAUGGGAUUCACCUGGGCUAAGACUGGGCUUUUUUAAGGGUGGUGUCAUGUGGAUGCCAGCAGAAGCAGAAAAGCAGAAUGGAGCAGAACCACAAGAGAAGCAGAGAGAAGUACCAGAGAAUGCCAGAGAGCCCAGAUAGAGUAAGACUUGCUGGGGGCUGGGAUGCCUGCCAGCCUCCCAGCCCCCCAGCACCCCUGCCUGCCGUGUACCUGAUAAAUCCCAAUAAAAGCCUGU